CCGUUCAGUUGGCUAAGGCUUUCACUCGUGGUGGUUGUGAGGAAUAUAAAGUGCUGCUUAGCGAAAGUGAUCUCAGAAGUGGUGCGACCCAAGAUGUGGUUUUCGAGUGACAGAUGGUUUCUUGUGCUUGUUUUUGGUGCAUUGAUACCAUUUUGUAAGAGUCAAGGGUUAUCAAUAAUUGGUCCUAAGAAGAUACGACCGAAUACCAACUAUACGGUAGUGUUGAGCAAUUCCCUGAACUAUCACGCUCGAGUACAGCUAUCGCUAGAAAAUGAAGACGAUCUGAAGAUGGUGAAACCCAUCGUAGUGCAGCGUCGAUCAGUACAAUCAAUCGAUUUCGCCCUGGGGAGCAUAGAGCGAGGCCAAUACACACUGGCCAUGGAAGGUUUAGAUCAAAGAAUAAGCUUAUAUCAACGCGUUGAGCUGGAUUUCGAGCCGAAGUCAAUGUCCGUAUUGAUCCAAACCGACAAACCUGUGUACAAACCCGGCGAGCUGUUACGAUUCCGGAUAGUGGUGAUUGAUGAAGACACAAGACCGGUCAAGAGCAUACAAACGGUAAACAUUGCAUUGGAUGAUUCAGAGGAAACGUCUAUUAGGAAAUGGCCAUUUGCUCGACUGUACAAUGGCGUAUUCGAAUCAGCGGUGCAAAUAGCCUCUUCACCGGUAUUGGGAAACUGGACAAUCACUGUUAAGGCUUCCGACGAUGUUAUAGUCACCAAGCAGAUCGAACUGAAAGAGUUUGUAUUGCCGAAGUUUUUCGUUCGAGCUUUUCCUUCCAAGGUGCUUUUGGUGGAAGAUAAAAAGAUCUCCAUAAUGGUGGAAACAGCUUACACGUUUGGUGAACCCGUCGACGGAACUGUCCAAGUGGAUCUGUAUAUAGAUGAAACAUCCCCUGAUCCACAAUUUUCCACCACUACUCGAAUCACUGGCCAAACAAUCGUUGAAUUUAAUCUUGGAGAUGAAGCUGAUAUUGGUGAAGUUGAUACCCGUACAGAUGUUACCGCGAAGAUUACUGUAACGGAAGCUUUUUCCAAUCGAACGAUGAACAUUACCCAGUCGAUUCCGCUUUAUCAAAAACCAUACGUAGUUACGGCCGUGCCGUCAUCAGCUGCGUUUCGGCCAGGGGUUGCAUAUCCAGUGCAGUUGGUUGUGAAAGACCACUUUGGUCGGCCUCCGAGUGAAGGAAAACCUGGAACGGUUCAAGUGAGAGCGGAAUUUGAUUUACCUGAAGACAGCGACAUCCAGGAGAUGGAAGCAGCACUCAACAAGCAUGGAGAGGCAGUGGUCGUUCUAGAUCCUCGCCCGAAUGCCUUACAACUGUCAAUUACGGCCACAUACGACUCCAUUGAGUACGAAACGAGCCAAGAGAGGAUAAGUGGAGUUCAAUCUCAAAGCAAGCAGUACAUUAAGAUUAACCGGAAUCCAAAGUACAGGGUCCGAGCAAACAAAGUCGUUUCAUUUGAUGUCUCCUGUACGAAAACUAUGACGCACUUCUCCUACGUCGUGGUUGCCCGUGGAAAAAUCGUUGCGUCGUCGAAUGUGCCAGUGGCGAAUAAAAGGAAAUACACGUUUAAGCUUAAACUGUUACCGGAGAUGGCACCGGAGGCUCGGAUUAUUGUGUACUACACCAAUGAGGAUUUCCUGAUUUUCGAUGACUGUGAACUGAAGUUUGAAACCUUCAACAAUGAUUUCAAAUUCACAUUGGAUAAGCACCAAUACACUCCAGGGGAAGACAUCCGAAUCGACGUGUAUGCUGCUGGUGACUCGUACGUAGCGUUCAGUGGAAUUGACCAGAGUGUGCUGCUAGUGGGACAGGAGCGUCACAAUUUCAACGAAGAAGAUGUGCUGAAGGAACUCUCACUUUACGGAAACACGAAUGACGAUGAGUUCGAUUUAUUCCAUAAAUGGGGAUUGUUUCUGAGAUCUACUUCUCAGAUAGACUCGAUUCAAGCUCCUAAUGAAUUGUAUCGCUUUGGCGGAUCGCUACUCGGGAUUGGAAAGUCUGCGGUAGAGGCAAUCCACAUACGCACUGUGUUCGACGAGUCCUGCUUGUGGGGUAACUACACCAUGGAGAAUAAAAGCACUCACAUGCAGAUAACUGAAUAUGUUCCGGAUACGAUCACCACGUACUACGUCUCAGGAUUUGCGCUGAGUCCCACCUUGGGGCUCGGGGUAGUCAAACAACCGGAGAAGUUCAUUGUGCGGAAACCGUUCUACAUGAUUGCAAAUCUACCGUACUCGAUCAAGCGCGGUGAGGUGGCACUGAUUCAGGUGACAGUUUUCAACUUCCUCGGGCAAAGCGUCACCACCGAUGUGACUUUAUACAACAGACAUCAACAUUUCGAUUUCGUUGAAAACACUUCAGGCAAUCCUAACGUACGGACGAAAACUGUGACCGUCCCGAACAACAAUGGAAGGCCCGUUUCGUUCAUGAUCAAAGCCAAAGUCCUUGGAAAAAUUGCUAUCAAGUUUCAAGCAAACAGCUCGCUAGACACGGACUCCUUAGAGCACAUGUUACGCGUGACUCCCGAGAGCCAACGGACCGAUAGAAACGAACCCCGAUUUAUUGAGCUGACAGAAAAUUUUGGAAGAAACGCCUUUGACUUUAUUUUGGACAUCCCUCGGACCAUCGACGAAGGCUCUGCUAAGAUCAAAUUUUCGCUGGAUCCCGAUAUUCUGGGAAAAACUAUUGAAAACCUAGACGGAUUGAUACGGAAACCAAGUGGAUGCGGUGAGCAGAAUAUGAUCAACUUUGUACCGAACAUCGUCGUGCUGGAUUAUCUCUCUGAAACUGGUACUGUAGCGGAUCACAUCAGAUCCAAAGCAAUCAACUUUCUCAGCAGUGGCUAUCAGAAUCAACUCCGAUACAAACGAUCGGAUGGUGCAUUCAGCAUCUGGGGCCAAUCUUCUGCCGGCAGUACGUUUUUAACUGCAUUUGUGGCCAAAUCCCUCAAGAUAGCCGAUAAGUACAUCAACGUGGACAGGGGUGUUGUAAAUAAAGCAUUCGAAUGGCUGGCGUCUAAGCAGAGUUCAGAUGGGCAAUUCCCAGAAGUGGGCAGGGUAUUCUCUGUGAGUAUGCAAGGAGGCUUGAAAUCGACCAGCUACGCUCUCACAUCGUAUGUAUUGAUUGCAUUUGGAGAAAACGAGGAAGUGGCCGAAAUGUAUAAGUCAGUUGUUCAGAAAACUGCGCAAUACCUAGUGACGAACUUUGAAAACAUCAACGAUGUGUACGAUCUGUCAUUGGCAGCUUAUGGAUUGUCUCUAAUUAAGCAUUCAAAGCGGAUGAAUUUUCUCAACAAGCUUAUUGAGAAUUCCAUUUUCGCAGACAAUGCUACUGAGCGAUACUGGAACAGGGACCCUGUUGGUGUGGAAGUGGCUGGAUACGCUCUACUGUCGUACAUCGCCAAUGACAUGUUUUACGAUGCCACACCGAUAAUGCAUUGGCUCAACAGGCAAAGAUACGGUCUUGGCGGCUACGCCGGGACACAGGAUACGUUUGUUGGGCUCAAAGCAUUGGCCAAAUUUGCAGCGAAAAUGUCCGGCACUAGAAACGAUUAUCGAGUUAGAAUAUACCACGGACAGCUGGAGCUCAAGUCAUACCAUAUCCAAAAAGCACAAUCAAUGACCAUUCAAGAGAUGGACAUUCCAAACCACAUUCGGAAGCUCAAGAUUGAAGUGGAUGGCAUUGGAAAUGGUUAUUUCCAAGUAGCGUAUCAAUAUUACCACAAUAUCCAAGUGGCAAAGCCCAGUUUCGAUCUGGAAGUCAAGCUGCUCAACACAACUACCUAUAACGUGCAACAUUUGAAGGUAUGUGUGAAAUACAAACCUAAAGAGGCUUAUGAUCGGUCAAACAUGGCCCUUGUGGAGACAUUCUUUCCCAGUGGAAUGUUAGCUGAAGUUGAAGCUGUAAAGGACAUAACCGGGGGAGUCAAGAAAACGGAACGGCGCUUCUCAGACACCUCGGUUGUUGUCUACUAUGAAAGCUUGGGCUCAGAGGAGGAGUGCUUCCAAGUGGCUGCCUAUCGUCGGUUCAAAGUUGCCCUGCAUUUGCCGGCGUACGUUGUGGUGUAUGACUACUAUCAUGAUGAUCGUUUUGCCAUCCAAAAGUACGAAGGGAAGGUACUACAGCUUUGUGACAUUUGCGAAGACGAAGACUGUGAAAUAUUGUUAUGCUAGUGUUCCGUUGACUACCCCAAAGAGUGUUCCUAAUGGUGUAAUGAUGUCGAAUGUCUCUUAUUACGCGAAGCGAUCACUUUGAUUUUUGUCUGUUUUGCUUUCUAGAACAUUCAUAGUCUUUUUGCGAAUUUGCUAGAUAAUCCUUUAGGGAUUUGAGAUGCAUUGUAUUUUAUGAAAAA
Molecule: messenger RNA, 4355 nt
Organism: Ochlerotatus camptorhynchus
Lineage: Eukaryota; Metazoa; Arthropoda; Insecta; Diptera; Culicidae
Product: thioester-containing protein 1 allele R1-like
Exons: 14
Coding region: 94-4176 (1360 amino acids)
Cellular component (GO): extracellular region
Molecular function (GO): endopeptidase inhibitor activity
Source: RefSeq, a predicted model, not a curated record